Messenger RNA from Oryzias melastigma (Indian medaka), 2890 nucleotides. RefSeq names its product tripartite motif containing 65 (gene trim65). Bases 233 to 1765 code for a protein of 510 amino acids. Gene Ontology annotation, molecular function: zinc ion binding; protein binding. The record is from RefSeq and is a predicted model, not a curated record. The transcript has 8 exons. NCBI's taxonomy places the organism in Eukaryota, Metazoa, Chordata, Actinopteri, Beloniformes, Adrianichthyidae.
UAGGGAAACGUUUGAAGGUUUGGGCACGUGACUGUGAGCACGUGACCGGCCGGGCUGCUGGACAGACUGAAGCUAACGAUGCUAACGCUAGCUUCCUGCUGGCUGAGUGAAUGGAUUUUCUUUGUUUAUUCUCCGCUCUGGAGGGUUUUGUUGAUUCGGUUCCGGAUCGGUUUCAGACUGAGGUUUAUUAUGGAGUCAGAUUCUGACUUUGAAGGUUCCUCCUGGUACCAAGAUGGAAUCCCAGAACUUCAACCUGACAUGUGCCAUCUGCCUGGAGCGCUUCAAGAUCCCCGUCACCAUCCCCUGCGGCCACACCUUCUGCAUGAACUGCAUCACGGUGCACUGGGACACCAAGAGGCAGCGCGCCGCCGGCCUCCAGUGCCCCAUCUGCAACGAGGAGUUCCCCACCCAGCCCGCCCUGAAGCGCAACGUGUCGCUGUCGGUCCUGACGGAGGCCGCCAACAGCGCCACCUGCAGGGAGCCGGCGAGGGGCGGCGAGGGGGCCAGGGCCAUGCAGCUGUGCGACCAGCAUAAGAAGCCUCUGGUCUACUACUGCAGGAAGGACAAGAUGUCCGUGUGCUGCGAAUGCGGCAUCCUGCAGUGUUUGGAGCACGAGAAGGUGCUGCUGGACGCAGAGCGGGAACACCAGGAGCUGCUGCUGGAGAGGAAGAGGACCGAGGUGGGGGUCCUGCUGGAGGAGACGCAGAAGAGUGUGACGGAGCUGGCCGACAACAUCAGUCAGGCCCAGGUGACCCUGCAGCAGACGUCCGCCUGGGUCAACCUGAAGUUCUCCUCGCUGAUCAAGAUCCUGGCGGAGAAGCAGGAGGACACGCGGCGCUUCAUCGAGGAGCAGAAGGAGGCGGCGGUCAGUGAGGCCCACGGACGCCUGUCCCAGCUGGAGGAGCAGCGGCAGAAGCUGCGCGAGUGCCAGAGCCAGAUCACGGACGUGCACAACCUGUCCGACACGGAGCUCAUCAGGGAGUCCACUCUGGUAGAAGUUCCUCAUUUCAAGGAGAUCCCCACCAGCAUCUCCCCGAACCUUCAGGAGCGUCUGAACGGCGUCACAGAGGUUCUGUCCCGCGUCUCCAAGCUGGUUUCUGAGGACCUGGACCGGGCCGUGAGCCUGAUGGUGGGCCAGGACAGAGACGGUUCUCCUCACGAUAAGAGGCCCGUUCUGGCUGUGGUUCCGAGUCCUGCGGCGCCGUGUCAGCCCGGAGGGAGGGAAGGCCUGAGCGCCUAUCGAUGCUCCCUGACCUUUGACCCCCGCACAGCCAACGGGAAUCUGGUUCUGUCCCAGGAGAACCGGCGGGCGGAGCACCUGGCGUCCGGGCCGCGGCCGGUCCCGGCGAACGACGCCCGCUUCGAUCACACCUGGCAGGUGCUCUGCUUCGAGGGCUUCACCCACGGACAGCACUACUGGGAGCUGGAGGUGUCCAAACCCUGGGCCUACCUCGGGGUGACCUACGACUCCAUCCCCCGGAAGGAGAAGGGCAAGCGCUGCAUGGUGGGCAUGAACGAGCUGUCCUGGAGCCUGCAGCUGGACGAGAAGCAGCUGUGCGCGUGGCACAACGGCCAGCAGGAAGUGCUGAGCGCGCCGGCCCACCACCGCCGCAUCGGCAUGCUGCUGGACUACGAGGCCGGGACGCUCACCUACUACGGGGACGGGCAGAGCCGGCUCCACGCCUUCCACUGCGCCUUCAGCCACAAGCUGUUCCCCGCCUGCUGGAUCGGGGAGGGGGUCAGCAUCACCAUCUGCUCCACGUGACCCCGCGGGGGAAGACGCUCCGCCACAGGAACGCCGGAGGGCUGGACUUCAGUUUGGAGACAAACCGGAUUCUGUUUCUGCUGCUCCUCAUCAUCACCGUUGAUCAGGUUUUGAAGACAGAUCCAGUCAGGAGAUCUGAGAUUGUUCACAGAUCUGGUUUCUAAAAUCCUGAGGAAUAAAUCAGAACCGAAUUCUUCUAGAAACUGGACCUGUUUCUGUAAACGGAUGGAGAUCAGUGAGACCAGCAGGGAGUUCUACCAAGAUCUUUAUGAUCCUGGUCUGAUCCUGGCACUGAUCUGAUCCUAAUCUUAUCUUAGUCCUGGUCUGAUCCUGGUUCUGAUAAUGACCUGGUACUGAUCUGAUCCUGAUCUAGUCCUUAUCUGGUCCUGAUCUAGUCCUAUACUAGUUCUUAUCUGAUCCUGAUCUGAUCCUAAUCUAGUCCUGAUCUGAUCUAGUCCUAUACCAGCCCUUAUCUGAUCCUAAUCUAGUCCUUAUCUGAUCCUGAUCUGAUCCUGAUCUAUUCCCUUAUCUGAUCCUGAUCUGAUCCUGAUCUAGUCCUGAUCUGAUCUAGUCCUAUACUAGUUCCUAUCUGAUCCUGAUCUGAUCCUAAUCUAGUCCUUAUCUGAUCCUGAUCUGAUCCUAUACUAGUCCUUAUCUGAUCCUGAUCUGAUCCUGAUCUAGUCCUAUACUACUCCUUAUCUGAUCCUGGUCUGAUCCAGAUCUGGUUUCCUCUGAUGCUCCUCCUGGUUCUGCAGGUGUCAACGUUCACCUGAACUCUGGUUUGGACCAAUCAGGAGACUCUGCUCCUCUGUCCUCCUGCAGGAGAACACAGACGGAGGAGAACUAAAGAGAAUCUGAACAAGUUUCUCUGGUUGGUCCUCGUAUUACAUCUUCCUGGUGGUUCCGGUUGUUCCAUGAUCCAGCCACGUCUCCGUUGGUUCUGACAGGAACACGGGUUCUUGUGGAACUCCUGCAGGACUCUGGAGUUUGGAUCCCGUUUCCGGUUCAGAUUGGAGCUGGAGUUUUUCCUGCAGGAUCUCAGACUGUUCAGGAAACGGCGUUCCUGGACCCCACCCCCCAUCUACACAUCAGAACACGAGACCAGAAUAAAGUGGGUUCUGUUUA